Molecule: messenger RNA, 2201 nt
Organism: Spinacia oleracea (spinach)
Lineage: Eukaryota; Viridiplantae; Streptophyta; Magnoliopsida; Caryophyllales; Amaranthaceae
Product: protein PIGMENT DEFECTIVE 338, chloroplastic
Exons: 9
Coding region: 325-1878 (517 amino acids)
Biological process (GO): RNA stabilization
Molecular function (GO): RNA binding
Source: RefSeq, a predicted model, not a curated record
CGGGUUUUAUUUUCAAAAAAAUUAGUAGAACUCAAAAUCACGUGUCUAAACUCAGAACCACUGCCCCUCGGAUAAACCUCCUCCUUCUUCAACUGCUGUUCUUCCUCUCUCGCUCUGCUACACUCACUCUAUCUCUCUCCUUCCCGCGCUCAGAUAAUUGAAUAGGGAAAUAAUCAAAGGCAUGAAAAAUCAAUGAGGUUUUCGCAGCGGAGUAAUCGAACUCUACGAUUUUUGUUGGGGUUUUGAAGCAAGCAUUAGUGGGUGGAAAUGGUUGUUGAUAGAAAAUUAGCUAAACAAGCAUAGUCAGCUCAUGAACAAUAUAAGAUGCCUGUUGUUAUGAAACCUUUCUCCCUUUCUAGUCUUUCGUCUACCUACAACCCUGCCGUUCCUUGCGAGGCAUUUUUAGGUUCAAUUCGAUCUUCACUGUGCAAGUUUCAGCUAUGUAGUAACCCUAAUAGAGUUUUGUUGAGGAAGGUUCUUUUCCCACAAUGUUUGGUGCUUUCUGGGAAUAACUCAAUUCGGAAAGCUACCAAAGUUGCCUUUUGCUAUGCUGAGGGUACCUCAGAAGAUUUGACAAAUACCAAGUCUGAAAAUUCUGAAAAUGGAAACCUACUUGAUACUGAAGAGCUAGGGUUGCUAAACAAGCCUUCCCCGAUGCCGGUUAAUGGUGCCUCUGAUACUAAGCUUGGGAGUGAACCCACGAAACCGGACAAAGAUGAGGCAUUGGAGCCUUUUUUAAAGUUCUUUAAAUCAAGAGAUACGGAGGAAGAAAUAGGAGAACAAGAUGAGACGGGGCAUGAAAAGGAAACUGAAAAGGUUGUUCUUGAGUAUUAUGAGCCAAAGGCUGGUGAUUUUGUUGUUGGCGUAGUUGUUUCUGGUAAUGAAAAUAGGCUAGAUGUUAAUGUAGGGGCAGAUUUGUUGGGCACAAUGUUAACCAAGGAGGUGCUUCCAUUGUAUGACAAAGAGAUGGAUCAUUUGUUAUGCGAUUUAGAUAAGAAUGCUGAGGAUUUUAUGGUCAAUGGAAUGAUGGGGAUUGUUCGAAAUGAAGAAGCAUUAGGCGGGCUACCUGUUUCUGGCAGGCCUAUUGUGGAUGCUGGAACUGUUUUAUUUGCUGAGGUUCUUGGUAGAACGCUUAGUGGCAGACCAUUACUUUCAACUCGGCGUUUUUUCAGACGUAUUGCUUGGCAUCGUGUGAGGCAGAUAAAACAACUUGGUGAACCUAUUAAGGUUAGGAUUACAGAGUGGAAUACAGGUGGUCUGCUUACAAGAAUUGAGGGUUUGCGAGCCUUCCUCCCUAAGGUUGAGUUGGUUGACAGAAUAAACAGUUUUACUGAUUUAAAAGCGAAGGUAGGGAGUUGGAUAUAUGUACAAAUCAGUCGGAUAAACAACGAAAAUAAUGAGUUAAUACUCAGUGAGCGAGAAGCUUGGGAAAAGUUGUAUCUCCGAGAGGGAACACUUCUGGAAGGAACUGUUAGGAAAAUUUUACCUUAUGGCGCCCAAGUGAAGAUCGGACAAACAAACAGGAGUGGGCUGCUGCAUGCAUCCAAGAUCAGUGGUGGCAAAUUUGGUUCAAUUAGUGAUUUAUUAGCAGUAGGGGAGAAGGUCAAGGUUCUAGUUGUAAAAUCUUUGUUUCCAAACAAGAUCUCUCUCAGUAUCGCAGACCUGGAAAGCAAGCCUGGCCUCUUGAUGUCAGACAAACAGAAAGUAUUUGCUGAGGCUGAAGAAAUGGCAAGGAAAUACAGAAGGAAACUUCCAAGCAUUUCCACCACUCGUAAAUCUGAACCUCCAACUAGUGACCUAUUGUUUGAAGAUGAAGCAAGUCUGUAUGCAAAUUGGAAGUGGUUUAUAUUCCAAAAAGAAAAUGAACCAGAUUCUUAAUAACACCCCAAAAGGUGUGAACUGAAGUUAAAAGUGUUGAGGUGAUGGUUAUCAUGUUGCUUUCCGGUUCAAAAAGUGUGCUUCCCAUGAGGUGGAUUUCAAAACGAUGAAGGUUAAAUCUGAAAAAAUCACCUGGUUAGAAGUUACCUUCCCGUUGUUGUACAACCACGGCUGUAAGAUUGUUUCCUAUUUCUGAUUGUCAGCAUGAAGUGCAGAAACAUCAGCAUUUUCUGUUAUAAUUCAGGAAGAGCAAUUGAGAAUAGAUGUAGUUGGUAAACCAAAUUUUGAAAAUGUAAUUUGAUGUCCUUUUUUCUUUUUGUUCA